AUGUCAUCCAGCAUCACUCUUCCCCCUCCCUACCCCGUCAAGGUUCAUUCUUACCUCCCCCUUUCCUCCUCCACCUCUUCCCCCGCGCACCCCCUCCAAGCAUACGAACAUCUCCCGGACUACGACGCCCAGGCCAGCCCUCCAUCCACCCAACCACCACCCAACGUCCUCGUCUUCAUAGGCGGCCUCGGCGAUGGCCCGCACACCAUCCCCUACGUGCGCCAUCUGGCCACCUACCUCUCUUCUUCUUCCAACAACAACAACAACACCCCCGCUACCGCCAGCGGCAGCCCUGCACCCCGCUACCGCGUCUUCGAGGCGCGCCUCACCAGCGCCUUCAGCGCCUUCGGCUACGGCUCGCUCGCGCAGGACGCGCGCGAGCUGGCGGCCCUCGUGCGGCACCUGCGCGGGCCGCUCGUCGGCGCGCGGCGCGUCGUGCUCAUGGGCCACAGCACCGGCUGCCAGGACUGUCUGGAGUACGUGGGCCGGGAGGGCUGGGCGGAGGAGGGGGAGGGGUUGAAGGUGGAUGGGUUGGUGCUGCAGGGUCCGGUGUCGGAUCGCGAGGCGAUUGGGAUGACCGAGGAUAAGCGCGAGGUGGAAGCCGCGUUGAGGGUUGCGGAGCGGAUGGUCAGGGAGGGCAGGGGCGGGGAGGUCAUGGCGACGGGGGAGAUGCCGAGCGGGUGGAGGGGGAGUCCGGUUACUGCGUAUCGGUGGGCUUCGUUGGCGGGGGUUGGGGGCGACGAUGACUACUUCUCCUCGGACCUGCCGGACGAGAAGCUGGAGAGUGUCUGGGGCAGGCUGGAGCAGCCGGUGUUGAUUCUCCCGUCCGAGAAGGACGAGUGGGUGCCCGCCGACACUGACGUCAUGGGGCUUGUCAACAGGUGGAAGAGCUUCUGCAAGCCGGGCAUCGCUAGCGACCUCAGUGGGCUGAUUCCCGGCGCUAAUCACCGCGUGGAUAAUCCCGCCGGACAAGAGUGGCUCGCCGAUCGGGUGGCCCGGUUUCUGGCCGAGCUCGAAAAGUAA
Molecule: messenger RNA, 1023 nt
Organism: Thermothielavioides terrestris NRRL 8126
Lineage: Eukaryota; Fungi; Ascomycota; Sordariomycetes; Sordariales; Chaetomiaceae
Exons: 3
Coding region: 1-1023 (340 amino acids)
Source: RefSeq, a predicted model, not a curated record